UCUGUUUCAUUAUUGUGAUUUACACAAUCCUAGUUUCAACCUCUAUUAUCCAACCGUUUAUAGGAUAAGACCCAUGUUUGAAAAUACUCAUAGAAUUCCUAUUUAUGAUGGAAUCAGCCUUAAGAAUGGACCUGAGGCCUUUUCUCUGCAUAGUUGCCCGGAAAAUAAUUAGCCACUUCUUUUCUACAACCUUUUUUUUUUUUAAAAAAAAUUGACUAUUAAUGCCCUUGUAUGUUCCUCAGGGUAUCAAAGCAGUCCUUGCAGAGAGCUAUGAGAGGAUUCACCGCAGUAAUCUGGUGGGCAUGGGAGUCAUCCCUCUACAGUAUCUCCCUGGCCAGGAUGCAGAGAGCCUAGGACUGACAGGGCGGGAACGUUACACAAUCAUUAUUCCAGAGGACCUGACACCUGGAAUGAAUAUCCAGAUCAAAUUGGACACAGGAAAAACUUUUCAAGCCAUCAUGAGGUUUGACACAGACGUGGAGCUCACCUAUUUUCGCAAUGGCGGCAUCUUGAACUAUAUGAUUCGCAAAAUGGCAUCUUAACCCCCCCAAAUGAAGCACUGCUCAUAUCCAGAAACCCACCUUUUUCUGAGGACAAAGGCUCAUUAAUUAUAAAUGCUGUAAUUAUGAAAAAGAAAAUAUACAGUAACAAGGGAAUUAUGGGCAGUGUUCCCCAGCAUAGUGCCUUCCAAGCAUAUUAGGACUACAACGUCCAGUCUUUCAGGGCUGACGGGGGCUCCUGGGGGAUGUGGUUCCAGCAGAAUUGAAGGGAGAGGCUUGUAAAGGGUGUGUUUCUACACUGUCAACCCUAACCUUUUGGCCCCUAGCCUAAUUUAUGUGUAUAUUUGAACUCAUCCCUUCUACAGUACUGUAUUUCAUCCCUCUAUUUUGUACUUGUAGGUGGGACAGAAACUUUUAUCAUCCAUGUAUAUGGAGGCUAGAUCCUUUUCAACAUUUUAUACAGCAAUUAACAGUACCAGUUUCUUUUCCUGCCUGCCUCAGAAGUUACUAACCCUGUAUUAUUGCAUUAAAAGCGCUUAUCAAAAUCCGUCCUUGAAAUUUUAAUAUUGCUAGAACGAUUAAAUGGCUUGGCUCUUUA
Thamnophis sirtalis is the source of this 1098-nucleotide messenger RNA. NCBI's taxonomy places the organism in Eukaryota, Metazoa, Chordata, Lepidosauria, Squamata, Natricidae. The record is from RefSeq and is a predicted model, not a curated record.